Molecule: messenger RNA, 705 nt
Organism: Lasiosphaeria miniovina
Lineage: Eukaryota; Fungi; Ascomycota; Sordariomycetes; Sordariales; Lasiosphaeriaceae
Exons: 3
Coding region: 1-705 (234 amino acids)
Biological process (GO): iron-sulfur cluster assembly
Cellular component (GO): mitochondrion; cytoplasm
Molecular function (GO): 2 iron, 2 sulfur cluster binding
Source: RefSeq, a predicted model, not a curated record
AUGAGCGCACCGCGGAUGCUCUCCAGGAGAGCCCUCCACGUGUGCCACUCGUGCCGCCGAAGCAUACUGCAGUGGCGUGAGUUCUCGGCGACGCCCGCACCCUCCGCCGCCACCUUCCAGUCCUACUCGCUGCCCUCCCAGCCGCCGUCGCCACCGCGCAAUUCCUCCGCGCUCGACACCUCGAUCGCGCGCGCCACCCAGCAGCCGCCGUUCCCCCGAGUCUACGAGACACGGCCGCCCAGAAACCACCCGCCGACGCCGCUGACCAGCACGCCAGCGUCCCCGGUGUCAAUCCCCGAGCGAGAAGCGCAGCAGCCGCGACCGAGCUUUGCGACUCAGGGGGCACUACCAGCCAAGCGCUCGCGGCUACGGACGCCGCGCCGGGCGGCCAUGAAGCUAACGCCGGCGGCGGUCGACCACCUGCGCGCGCUGCUGGACCAGCCCGACCCCAAGCUGAUCAAGGUGGGGGUGCGCAACCGCGGGUGCAGCGGGCUGGCGUACCACCUCGAGUUCGUCGACAAGGUGGGCUCGUUUGACGAGACGGUCGAGCAGGACGGCGUGCGCGUGCUCAUCGACAGCAAGGCCCUGUUCAGCAUCAUCGGCAGCGAGAUGGACUGGGUCGAGGACAAGCUGAGCCAGCGCUUUGUGUUUCGGAAUCCGAACAUCAAGGAGCAAUGUGGCUGUGGCGAGUCGUUCAUGGUAUGA